This is a messenger RNA of Cyprinodon variegatus (sheepshead minnow), 1127 nucleotides long. It is a transcript of the gene tceanc2, whose product is annotated as transcription elongation factor A (SII) N-terminal and central domain containing 2. Gene Ontology annotation, cellular component: nucleus. The record is from RefSeq and is a predicted model, not a curated record. Lineage: Eukaryota; Metazoa; Chordata; Actinopteri; Cyprinodontiformes; Cyprinodontidae. Gene Ontology annotation, biological process: DNA-templated transcription. The transcript has 4 exons. Bases 282 to 905 code for a protein of 207 amino acids.
CCUAGCUACAAACGGGCUUCCGUCUUUAUUUCAAACGUAAUAUUGACGCUAUUUCAAUGAUUUUCCCACACAUAAACAUUGUAACAGGGUGUCAAAAUGGUUUGAGGAGAUGUAUGAAAUCUUUCUUUUAAUUUUAUCCUAAAGCUAUUUCGAAGAUAGAAAGUAAACAGCUUUUUAUCGAGGUAACUGCUUAAGUUAGCAGUGGUUAGCUUACUUUUCUGGCAUCGUACGCGAGCUUUUUAGUUUUUUUUUUUUUUUACGAAUAUAUUUUGUAAUUGAAAAUGGACAAGUUUGUUGUUCGGCUUCCGAAGGGAGAAAAACCAAAACAACCGAAGAGCGAGGAGAAAGUUUACAAACAAGCUACAAUAGAGUCCAUGAGGAGGGUAGUUGUGAUCGAAGACAUUUUGCGCUACAAAUCAACGCUGGAGCUGCCUGAACAGAGCAAAGAGAACCUGUUGGACACCCUGACUGAGCUGAGCAAGAAGAUCCCAUCCAAAGAGGUGCUCAGGUCCACUAAAAUAGGUCACACUGUUAAUAAAGUGAGGAAACAUCCGGACCCUGACGUGAGUUCUCUGGCAGCAAAGGUUUACACUGAAUGGAGGACUUUCAUUGAGGAGAAUUCAAAUAAGCCGUCCAUUGAAGUGCGCUCUGACAAACAGUCUGAAGGGCUGAGGAACAACGCUCGGAGGCUGCUGUCUGAAGCACUGGGAGUCAAGGAGGACUCUGGGCUUAUAGACAACAUUGAGAGAGAAGUUUUUCACCAGAGCUCCCGGUUGGUCAGCAGCUCCUACAGACGGACCAUCAGGGCGCUGGUGUUCGCCUUCAGACACAACUCUGACAUCAGAAGUCAAGUAAAAGAUAGCAAAAUAUCCGUUAGUCAGCUCGUUUCCCAGUAUAAAAAAUAAGUGAACACUGAGAAGACUGGGACUUGAACCUCUUGUGGAUGAGAUUAUGUUGCACAUAAUUUUUUUUUUUUAUAUUUUAUUUUGUUUUUACUCUUCAUCAUGUUCUCAGUUUGUUCAUAAAAAUGCAAAAACUUUUUACAGAUUGUGGCACAUCAGCGCAUUUACAUUUUAUGGGUGUAAAUUUAAAUAUUUAAACCAUAGCUCUGGCUUACAUCAUGCUUU